Messenger RNA from Solanum dulcamara, 1110 nucleotides. RefSeq lists its product as uncharacterized. NCBI's taxonomy places the organism in Eukaryota, Viridiplantae, Streptophyta, Magnoliopsida, Solanales, Solanaceae. Gene Ontology annotation, cellular component: nucleus; replication fork protection complex. Bases 75 to 950 code for a protein of 291 amino acids. The record is from RefSeq and is a predicted model, not a curated record. Gene Ontology annotation, molecular function: zinc ion binding; DNA binding. The transcript is spliced from 5 exons. Gene Ontology annotation, biological process: replication fork processing; DNA damage response; replication fork arrest.
CCCUCCUUUAUUUCCCGCCAAACACCAGAAAACCCUUCUAAAUCUCGAAGAGAGACAGCAAAAAAACCCAGAAAAUGGAGAAGUCCGGCGGUGGCAGCGGCGGUUCAGCGCCUACUGGUUGCUACAAGUGCGGUCGUCCAGGUCACUGGUCAAGAGAUUGUCCGUCCAAUCCAAACAGUACCGAUAAAUCUAAUCUUAGUACGACGAAGUACGCUUCAAAGACCGGAUCCGACGCCGGCGACGGUUCUGUUUCCGGUGCCGGUGCCGGUGAUGGAGCUUCUGCCUCUAAGCCGAAGAAAUUGCCGAGGUCAAUGCCUAAGCUAACACCGGAUAUCCUUCUGUCUGAUAAAGGACUUGGAUACGUUCUCCGUCAUUUUCCUCGUGCUUUCAAAUAUCGCGGCCGCGGUCAUGAGGUUGCUGAUUUGGGUCACCUACUUGGCUUAUAUGCUGAAUGGCAUGCGGGUUUGCUUCCUUAUUACUCAUUUGAUCAGUUUAUACAUAAGGUGGAAAAGCUUGGCGGCUCAAAGAGAGUCAAGUUAUGCAUGAAAGGACUACGAGAUAGGGUUGCCAAUGGGGUGGAUCCUGCAAAGUUGUAUGAGCCACAAGUACAAGAACAAGAAAUAAAUCAACAGGAAUUCAAGGACUCAGAACCAACUGAUUAUCCAGAAGAUACAACUCAAAAUCCAAAUCCUAAAGAUUUUCAAGAAAUCAUGCUUAAUGAUAUGUGGGAGAAGGCAAUUGAGGAGCCAUCUCAACCAUCCACUCAAAAAAUUGUUGCUGCUGAUACAUCUUCUGGAGGGAAAGAUACAGUAAAUCAGGCUCCAGAUAAUGUAGCAAAAAGUUCUGGGGUUAUUCAGAUCUCGGAAGAACAAAGAGCUCGGAUGGAUGCUAAUAAGUUGAAGGCAUUGCAGAGAGCUGCUGCUCGAACUACUCAUAACAAGUCUACAUAGUUUUUACACUGAGCUCCAUAGAAGUUCCCAACUUAUUACUAUAUCCUUAUUGUAAAUUGUUCACAAGUUUUUUAUUUUUUCAUUAAAUGCUUAAAACUUCCUUUAUCUUGAAUGUCAACACUUGAAGAGAUUGAUCUAAAUCAUUAGUUGCUACGUCCUA